AUGACUAUCCGCACCACCAGCAUCGUCACCAACGAUUUCUUCCUUACCAGGUCUCGCGUUUGUCGCAUCCAGCUCCUUCCCGUGGUGCACCUCAAGGCUACCGCGACGGCAGCUCCAAUCGCAUCAACAAGCACUAUAUCUCCACCACCCUGUUCAUCACACAUGUGCGUCCGUCGCCAUUCAGAACUCCAAGCCGAUGACGACGCUGACACAACGGACCACGCCAAUGCCGGCCACGUUGCGGACAUCUCCAGUACCUCACGUCUUCAUCUCGACUACGAGAUGGAUUGUAUGAAACAGCACGGUUCCAAAAUGCAAGGUAAUGCUACAACGCUUGUUAUGUGUACCAAUCCUGGCAACCUCAAGUUCCCUUACAAACAACGCCAACUCACCAUCGUCGCGGAUCUUGCCAAAGUGCUAGAAAGCGUUACAUCCAAGUUUACCAAUUUACUUUACAACAACCGUCCGAAGAAGCAGCCGCGUGAACGCCACAAGCUAUCCCACCGUCAACCGCGGUGCCAAAAGUUGCAUCGCACUUUGGAUACUUACAUUUCUUACACAGUUCAAAAAUUCGACCCGAAACUUAUAGAUUUCUCUCUCUCAAAUUCUAACACUUCUAUUCCGUACUUCCACAAACAUUUUACUUCACAGUGUAAUCGCUUGUGUAUCGAUUGUAAUGUUCAAGCGAAUACACCAUUUGCUUUCGCGUGUAUCAUUCGUGUGAAUAACCAAUGUGAUCGAUGUGCGAAUAGGUGGGAUAUCCGUGAUUGCCCGUUCGGUUCCUCAAUCACGAUCAUGGUAGUCACUCUCGUUCACGAGCAUUACCAAUUCAUCAAGGAAGGAUUCUUGCCAGAGCCGCAGGUAGGACACCUAGUUGGCAUACUUUGUCCCGAAUGCUCGACCCCUCUGUGUUACUUUGCGGCAAGAGAGGAUGCGUGGACGAUCUACUGUCCACAACGUCCAAGAAAUGAACACAACUGGCGAACAUUCCGAUGUGAUCAAUUCAACCACGAACGCGCUUUGAUCAACGCGGGAGCACCUCGUCCCAUCAUUUCUUCUGAAAAGGACUGGGGCCCACGAAUCUCCCCUUCUGGAGUCGUUCUUGGACAGAAGCCGAUCUCAACCGCUUCCAAACGAGCAAAGACCAACAACCGCUCAACCAAUCGACUAGCAGAACUGCUUAACCCUAUUGAGCCCGAAGUACACCCUUUCUUAGGUAGACACCAACCCAUCCCCCCACACGAUCAACCUCAGCUUGACUCUCAUGCAGGCCCCGUACGUGCCAAAGUGAAGUACCCUUGUCUGCGAGCUUCACGAGGGCCUGUCGCACGUAAUCACCGGACUACUGGCAACAAGGGAUGCCCUCAUCAGUACUGUCAGUCGUGUUGCCUUGAAUAUGGCUUAGGGGCGUGUUUGAAGCAUACUCGACACUCUGGUAACCGUCCCGGCCCCACACUCAACCGUAUGGAAGAACCGCUUCCACCUUGUCAUCCAUCUCAACUGGCAACCGCGACCGCUAGCACAUUGUCUGCCGCCAGUACAUCUACACAACCAACUCCUGACGUUAGACGACCAGGGACCGCCAAUAAGUAUGAUGAGGCUAAAGUAAUCACGAUCCUCCUAUGGCUCAAUGCUGACCAACCAAACGUCAUUUCGGCACAUUUCGCGCAAUGGCCCAAAGCCAAGCUUGACGAAUCCACCCUGCUCAUGCAAGCAUGCACGCAGACCCUCGGACCUACAUGGAAUCGAGCACUAUGUUUCUGGGACGACAAUAUUGACUCAUGGGUAAGGGCCAUUUCCUUUGUAUUAUUUGCAUGGCUUUGUUCUGAAGGUCAUACUCGGUCACGUUGUUGUCAGAAUGAAACAAUGGUGACAUUCCCUCACAGGUACCCUACCAAUGUGAAAGUGGUUGUGGUACGGUCGCCACAUGUGGAUCCUCGCACCGCCGGGCUGCCACAACCCAAGGCCAGGCGAAUCGCCAGUGCGGCCGUCGCCAAUACACCGCAAACCUCGAAUGCCAACGCAUCCUCACUGCGACGCACCUCUCCACCGCCUCCUCCUCGAACCAGCCCUCCACCUGAAUCAGAUGACGAAGUCGAGGUGGUGCGUUCUGAUUGGACAGACUUUGCAGAUGCCAAACGGGGCAGCUCACCUGGAUCCGACGAAUCCGACAAGAUAGAGGUGGUCAAGAGUAACAUUGUUACUGAGCCAGGAAAACGGACCGUCAAACGCGAACUAUCUGAAGAGCUACCCGAUUUUGACCCUUUCGAUGAGUCCCCUCUUGAACAGGAAGGACACUGUGAACCUGAACCCAUAUCAGGAUCUACGAAUACAGCGCAGGCAUCAGGGACUUCUACUUCUACGAACCCCGCCAAAGCAUUGAAGAGAAAGUGGCCCGGGAAGCCGUCAUUGGUCCUUGUUUCCACGCUCCUUGCGUGGUACAAGCAAUGUGAGACUCGGCCUCCACUACAGGCAUGGCAGGAGGUUUGGGGUGACGAGUGGGUUUUGGUGGGUUCAACCGUUUAUAGGCACAGGGCGUGGAUCGCAAAGGUCACAUACGACCGUUUCUACGCGCAUUACCGCAAUAACAUCCGUGCAACUGUUGAAGACGCCCGACGUGUGUACAAGAAGGAGUUCCAAGAGGUUGUAAACGGCAACAGCGCGGCCACCAACUAA
Melampsora larici-populina 98AG31 is the source of this 2676-nucleotide messenger RNA. RefSeq lists its product as uncharacterized. NCBI's taxonomy places the organism in Eukaryota, Fungi, Basidiomycota, Pucciniomycetes, Pucciniales, Melampsoraceae. The record is from RefSeq and is a predicted model, not a curated record. The coding region runs from base 1 to 2676 and encodes 891 amino acids. The transcript has 9 exons.